Messenger RNA from Eutrema salsugineum, 1431 nucleotides. Its product is annotated as periodic tryptophan protein 1 homolog. Gene Ontology annotation, molecular function: protein binding. Bases 1 to 1431 code for a protein of 476 amino acids. The record is from RefSeq and is a predicted model, not a curated record. Gene Ontology annotation, cellular component: nucleus. Lineage: Eukaryota; Viridiplantae; Streptophyta; Magnoliopsida; Brassicales; Brassicaceae. The transcript is spliced from 14 exons. Gene Ontology annotation, biological process: rRNA processing.
AUGAUAAGUGCAGUUUCAUGGAUACCGAAAGGGGCAUCAAAAGCCAUGCUUGAUAUUGCUGAACCUCCUUCUAAGGAGAGGAUCAAAGAGCUCAUCAAUAAUGGCACUCUCAAGAAAAGAUUAUAUAUAUAUAUGUAUAGUCUGAGUGAAGAAGAGAUGGAGGAUGGUGAAGUUGCUCAUGCCAAGGCUGUAGCAAAAUCUCUUGGAAAAUCAUGUUCCACAAGCAAUGGUGCUUCUUCUUCAACUGAUCCUGAUGACGUAGCCAAGUUCUUGAAAGAACUCGACAUGGAAAACUAUGAUGAAGAGGAUGAUGAUGAAAUUGAAGUGUUUAGCUCUGGCCUCGGAGACCUUUAUUAUCCAAGCAAUGCGAUGGAUCCUUAUUUGAAGAAUAAUACUGACGAUAAUAACUAUGACUCAGAGGAUCUCGAUGAUAUAACAAUUAGGCCUACCGAUUCACUGAUCAUCUGCGCUAGGAUUAAAGAGGAAUACAGCUAUCAUCUAGAGGUUUAUAUAUACGAGGAAUCCGGGAAUGGCACUCAAAACAUGUAUCUUCGUCAAGACAUAAUUCUACCUGAGCCUCCAUUGUGUACAGCAUGGCUUGAUUGUCCUCUUAAAGGAGGGGAAAAAGGGAACUUUGUAGCUGUCGGGUCAAUGGAAUCGCCGACGAUAGAGAUAUGGGAUCUUGAUGUUGAAGGUGAGGUGCUACCUAGUGUACAACUUGGACGAAUAGCCGGGGAGGUUACAUCAGAUUGCCACACUACUGAUCAAUCAGUAAUUGAUCUUGCUUGGAACAAGGAGUUUAGGAAUAUAGUUGCUAGUGGCAGUGCCGAUAAAACAAUAAAGGUUUGGGAUGUGGCUACGGGACAAUGCAAGGUCACUAUGGAGCAUCACAAAAAGAAGGUUCAAGCGGUCGCAUGGAACCAUUAUGCUCCACAAGUACUCCUCAGUGGCUCGCUUGACCGCACCGUAGUAUUGAAAGAUGGAAGGGACCCUUCACACUCGGGUUUUAAAUGGUCUACCAAAGCCAAAGUCGAAAGCUUGGCCUGGGAUCCUCAUAGUGAACACUCCUUUGUGGUGAGUCUCAAAGAUGGAACUGUGGAGGGUUUCGAUAUACGUGCUUCUAAUUUAUCACCAAGUUUCACUCUCCAUGCUCAUGAUCGUGAAGUCUCCUCCAUAUCAUACAACUUACAUAAGCCCAAUCUUUUGGCUACUGGAUCUGGGGAUGAAAGUGUGAAACUUUGGGAUCUUUCAAACAAUCAACCAUCAUGGAUUGCUACACACAAUCCAAACGCUGGAAUAGUUUUCUCGGUAUCAUUCUCUGCGGACUGUCCCUUCUUACUCGCUGUUGGUGGCUCAGAGGGGAAGCUAAAAGUGUGGGAUACACUAUCGGACACUGGUAUGUCCCGGAGAUAUGGGAGCAACCGACCAUGA